AUGGAGCUAUCCCGGCAGGAAUACCCGGCGCUGCUGGCCACCUUGCACCCUACUCAAGCUACACAAGUCCUCACCGAUCGCAUUCGAGUAAUCAACAAGAUCCACGCAGACAUCGCAGACUUUCUCCAGGAACGCCGUCGUGUAGAAGAAGCAUAUACCCAAGGUUUGCGAAAGCUGGCAAAUCGCCCUAGCUUGGACAAUGGCGCUGCACUUGGUGUUUUCCAAAUUCCUUGGCAGCGCAUUCUCAAUGCGACCGAAGCGCUCGCCGCAUCGCACGAGACCCUUGCGAUGAAGAUCGAAGAAGAUGUCGAACGCCCUCUUAGAGAAUAUAGUACCAAAAAUCGCGACAUGCAAUCAAUGCCCGGAAUCCAAAGCAACCUAGCUGGAUUGGCCAAGAACGUCGAGUCGGCCCAGGAUAAAGUGGAAAAAGCUAGGAAGAAGAGCAUGAAGAACCCUAAGCAACUGGCAACUGCAGUCGCUGCCGCAGAAGAGGUCAGCCAGCAGUGGGAAUCGCGUGCUCCAUUUGUAUUUGAGCAGCUGCAGGCUGCAGAUGAAGGCCGACUCAACCACCUGCGCGAUGUGCUCACGCAGCUGGAGACUCACGAGGUGGAUCAGGUCGAGCGCGGUCGGCUGGCUGCUGAGACGUGUCUCAAUGUUCUCUUGAAUGUGCAGACUGCUGAUGAAAUCCAAACCUUUGCUGCAAAAAUGAAAGGAAACCGUAUCCCCGCCUCGCCCGUGCCGCGAGCGGAGCCUCCCCUCCCUGAAACGCCACCUGCGCCGCCUGCUCAUCCUACUUUUGAGACCCCAACAAGCACCCCACAGGCACCAACCUCGCGGAGUCAGGAUGAUGCAGAUAGCCAGCUGUCAGAAAGAUCAGAGAGACAGACGUUUACCCCAACAGCUCCUGUUCCAGAAGCACAGCCACGAAACACCGCGUUGGGCGGAUUAAGGCGACUCGGUACAGUUAUGGGUAGGCGGAAGAGCAUGGUCGUUCCAUCGGCUUCAUCUUUUGACAGGAAGGCGGAGAAGAAGUUCAGUCCAUUUGCACCUUUCAAGAGAUCUGACUCAUCGAGAGAUAUGCAAAUCCCGGAAUCGCCUCCUUCAACUGCGGACCGCCCCGGUACAUCAAUGACCGAGGAAGAAUCUGCACGAACUCCCAGCUUCUCUCGGGAUCAGACCGGAGGAGAGUCUUUUGCUCCGAGUGCUCAGCCAUUCCAUACUACCACAAAUGGCACAUCUUCAGAGACCCACGCCGGACUCAAUGGCGUUGAUCAGUCACAUGUUGACUCAGAAGGGUUCACUGAGCGCCCCUCAACGGUAGAUGAAGUUACUCGUGCUCAAAGAGAAGCUGCCGGAGUGGACGACUCGGGCUUGAACUUGACAAUCCGUGAUCAGCCUAUUUUCGAAGACGAAAGCCAGGCCAAGCAAGCCAUGGAUGAUAUGGCGAAUACCCUUCGAUUGCGGGCUCCACAAUCUGUAGCGAGACGGAAUGCAGGUACUAUCCGCGGUCGCCGUGAUGUUCGCAAUACGAUGUUUGUUGCAAACCCAGGUAGUGAACUGGCUCCGAACCAAAUCGCAUCCGACGCGUACUCUCCGUCCUCUCCAGUCAGACACACUCCCUCUCUGAGCGCUGCAACGGACGAGCACGCCGCUUCAGACACAACAUCCGUCCGCUCUGGGCACACCACGCACGGACAGAUGUUCAGCAUGCACCCUGAGUUAUAUGAGCCCGGUCUGAAUGCCUCCAUCAUUGAGACCGUCAGCGCAUGGUUUUCGGAGGGCAAGGUGACCAAGUCCUCCGUGAUGGGCGAGCUUGCUCUGGCACACAAUGUUGCGCCGGGAUUUGCAGCAGAAUCCUUGCGCAUCCGUCUCGAUAAUUUCCCCUUGCUGGAGAAGGUCGCCGCAAACCCUCACUUUGUUCAGGAAACCAGCAAAGACAGCGGUGAUGAGAAGCGGGGCGAGUAUGACGUCCAGCUGGGCAGCAUUUCACGGCCCAUGCCGACUGUGGCAUUCAAGUACCAAGUGCAUCUCGACCCUAGCAACUCAUCUUCGUACUGCCCUGUCAUCUUCAAGCCAGCUUGGAACCUGCAGGGAUCCCAGGCCAGUGCCAUCAUUUUCUACUCUCUCAACCCAGCCUUUGUAUCGCAACCUGUGGAGUCCAUCACCUUGAAAAAUGUGAUUUUGACCGUGGGUUUGGAUAUAUCGGCUGAAGACGAAAUCACCAAGCAGCCGCGCGAGAGUAUUGCCCAUGCCACCAGCGCCGUCAUGCACCCGAACUCUGGCGCUACCUUCCGCCGCAAGAACUCCACUGUCACUUGGAGGAUCCCUGAGCUUGAAGUCAAAUCACCUGGUUCCGGUGAGGAUGGGAAGUUCCUUGUGCGCUUCACCACAUCCACCCCCGGCCCUCGCAAGGGCAAUGUUGAGGCCAAGUUCGAGCUCUACACUACCGAGUCCGCCUCUCGACUUGGCGUCAGUCGCGCAGUUUCGGAGUCUAAUCAGCAGGAAAUCGAUCCUUUUGCUGACAGUGGAAAGCAAUCCCCGGCUCCAGCUGCCUGGCAAGAAGUCCCAACCAGCCGCAAAUUGGUUGGUGGGAAAUACGUCUCCGCUUAG
Penicillium odoratum is the source of this 2610-nucleotide messenger RNA. RefSeq lists its product as uncharacterized. Gene Ontology annotation, cellular component: plasma membrane; endocytic vesicle; cell division site. The transcript is spliced from 5 exons. Bases 1 to 2610 code for a protein of 869 amino acids. The record is from RefSeq and is a predicted model, not a curated record. Lineage: Eukaryota; Fungi; Ascomycota; Eurotiomycetes; Eurotiales; Aspergillaceae. Gene Ontology annotation, biological process: septin cytoskeleton organization.